Tribolium madens (black flour beetle) is the source of this 1902-nucleotide messenger RNA. It is a transcript of the gene eff, whose product is annotated as ubiquitin-conjugating enzyme E2-17 kDa. The coding region runs from base 302 to 745 and encodes 147 amino acids. Gene Ontology annotation, molecular function: ubiquitin conjugating enzyme activity. The transcript is spliced from 5 exons. Lineage: Eukaryota; Metazoa; Arthropoda; Insecta; Coleoptera; Tenebrionidae. Gene Ontology annotation, cellular component: nucleus. Gene Ontology annotation, biological process: ubiquitin-dependent protein catabolic process; protein polyubiquitination. The record is from RefSeq and is a predicted model, not a curated record.
CUAAGUCGCCACGGAAGUGAUCAGUCAUCUUUUCUGGAACUUAACGUUGCUCCCCGUACUCUGUAUUAAAAAGACAAAGUGUCUCAACAUUGAAUAUUUUUUCGAGUAUUUACUUAGACAAAGUCGUGCGUAUUUCGUGGAGUUUAAACGUGUAAAAAAUCAUCGAAAGUCUCCAUUUGACCUACGUGGUGUCUGUGAGUUUUGAAGGAGGCCAUCUUUGCAAUCUCCUAUCAGAGGUCCUUGGCUCGAGGUUUCAUUGUCUGGUGAAAAGCCAGUAUUUAUUACACAUACACUCCGUCAAAUGGCUUUAAAACGAAUUAAUAAGGAACUACAAGACCUCGGCAGAGAUCCUCCCGCACAAUGUUCAGCAGGACCUGUUGGAGAUGAUUUAUUUCACUGGCAAGCCACAAUUAUGGGACCACCUGAUAGUCCAUACCAAGGAGGAGUAUUUUUUUUAACAAUUCAUUUCCCAACAGACUAUCCGUUCAAACCACCUAAAGUUGCGUUUACUACAAGAAUUUAUCAUCCAAACAUAAACAGUAAUGGUAGCAUUUGUCUUGAUAUACUACGUUCGCAGUGGUCACCAGCACUUACAAUUUCAAAAGUACUCUUAUCAAUCUGCUCACUUUUGUGUGACCCGAAUCCAGAUGAUCCCUUAGUACCAGAAAUCGCUAGGAUAUAUAAAACCGACCGGGAAAAGUACAACGAGCUAGCCCGCGAGUGGACUCGCAAAUAUGCUAUGUGAUGCCCCGGCCCCCAAACCCCACACUUCACACUUUAGAUAAAAACAACUUAUUUAAUUGCAACACUCGGGGGGGAUAAGCCAGCGUCGAUAAUUUCUGUCAAACAAGUUGUAUAUUUGCUUUGGACUGUGCUCCCUCCGUCACUUACUACCACAGUAUCCAUUGGGGUUUUUAAAGUGUUCAAAAAUCAUUUAUAAUCUACAUUAAAUUUGAAAUUCUUUUGUUUGAAUAUAUUGUGGUUGUAAGAAGUCAAGUGUUGGGUUGCGUUUUUCUUUCCCACUUGCACCCGACUUCCUUGCUGCUGAUGCUGGAGAGUAGUGAAAGUGCGUGUUGCUUGUUUGUUUGAUAUAAACACUCGGCAGGCAUUUUUAGUACUUGAUUUCAACGUCGGGUCCCGGAUUUUCUAUCCAACGUAUGGAUGACACUCAUAUACUAAUAUAAUUGUUAGAUAAAUUAAUAUGUAGGUUUUGUGGUUCAACUAGGUGUAUUGUAAUAAAUGAUUUUUUUGCAAUUUCUCUACAUUCUAUACAUGUUUAAAGUUUUUAAUCUUCUAGAUCUCAGAUGUCUAGUUCUAUUCGGCUAAAUUUUAAAGGUGAGAUGACUCUUAUCGGCAUAAACGUUUAGUUUACACUGAAGUUGACCAAUGAGCAAACAGAGCGUUCACAAUUUUGACAUCUGAUCGUUAUUUUUUAAAACAAGUGGCAGUUUUGUUUGCUCGAUUACACUCUAGAGCAAUUCCCCAACACUUAAAAAAUUAUUCAGACAAAUCGUAGAAAACCGAUCUUGGCAAAAUUUUUCAAAUAGAUUAAGUAUAACGUAAUUUAUUUCACUCAGAUGUGAACACUUGUUUAUUUGCAGUUAUGACUGUACUAUUUAAACCAUGUAAAACUUUUUAUACAUAAAUAUAAUGUGUAAAAUAACGAAUGUAAUAAAUAAGAGAUUGCUUCCUGUCCCUCGUGAAAUCUGAUUUCCGGGACCCCCACGCAGGGUUGUCUCCUCCCUUACUUUUAUUGAGACACAAUUAUUCUCAUUAAAUUAUUCAGUGUAUAAUACCAAUUAAUUAGGAAGGAUUUGUUACAUAAUAUAUAUUUUUUCUCCGCAAUUAUCAGGAAAUUAAAAUAAAAUACAGUUAAAUCUGUUGUUUUUUAUUGGUGUUGUA